Messenger RNA from Fukomys damarensis (Damara mole-rat), 3646 nucleotides. It is a transcript of the gene Ccdc175, whose product is annotated as coiled-coil domain containing 175. Bases 1 to 3036 code for a protein of 1011 amino acids. Lineage: Eukaryota; Metazoa; Chordata; Mammalia; Rodentia; Bathyergidae. The transcript is spliced from 23 exons. The record is from RefSeq and is a predicted model, not a curated record.
AUGGGGUCGGUUAAGCGGCCUGCUGUGCGCAAAGGCCCUGCUGUCGUGUCCCCAACGGAGAGACAUCUAACAAUCACAGUCGUUCACCCCGGCAACGUGAGAAAGGCUCCCAGCCAGGAUCGGAGAAAUGGAAACGGACCUCCGUUCUCGUCCGGGAAGAUAACGCCGCGGGGCGUUUGCCGCCUCUGGUGCUGGCCACGAGAGGGCGCCCGCGGACCUCGGCGUCCUCGUUCCCCGUGGCACCCGUGGUGCUCAGUUAUGUCCCAGGGAAGGACGUCUUUAAGCGACUCCUGUUAUAUCAGGCAGAGCAAGUAUGAAAAACGACGUUGUAGAGAAUCAGGCAAGCGGGACCGUGCGCGGAGACGGGUCGGCGCACUUCUUCCGUUAGAAACGGCACCGGUUCGUCCGAGAAAGGGUGUUUCUUGGUCUGCAACUGCCCACCGGCAACAUGGCCGGAAGGUCACACUGGUCAUCUGGGAAGUGGGAUACGGGUGUCCGAGGUCGUUAGGUCGUAAAAUGACGAGGCAGGUACCGCAUGGAGAGCGUGAAGAUGCGGCCGGGGGUCCACACGGGGAGAAAGCCGCAGUACCUCGCUGCUCCGCGUCGCCUCACAGUUUGUUUCCCUUCUUCCCGCCCAGCCGCUUCUUGUCUGCAUUGCCUUGGCUAACGCGGCAGGGCACAAGCCCGGCGGUGACUUUCCACCUUCAGUGUGAGGCCAGCAGAGCCACCCUUACAGACUGUAACUUUCUAAUCUUUUGUUUUUUUUUUUCAGAACAAUCUCUACAAAGUGACUAUUUUAAAUGCAAUGAAGAAGCUAGGAUCUUUCUUAAAGACAUUGCUCUUGCUGUUAAAAACUUGGAAGAAAUAAGAAAGACCACAAUUGAUCAUCUGGAAAUGGAAACCAUGGAACUCAGCAGAUUCUACUUUCUGUUGCAAACUCUGCCUGAGAGGAUGAACAGGGAGCUGGAAGAGAGCAUCAGAGAUGCCCGCAGGUUAAAUAUCUGUGAGAUAAACCAAAUGCAAAUAAGAAUUAAUGCAAAGGAUGAUGAAAUAAAGUCUCUAAAGAAGACAAUAAUUGGCCUGGAAAAAGUGAAUGAAGCUCUGGGUAAAAAGCAAGAAGAGCUGGCGAAGCAGCAUGAGAGGUUUGUCCGGGCACUCAACCAAACAAUGCGAGAAAAAUCCCAGGCCGCCAUCUAUAUAAAUGAUACCUGUGCCAGAAUAAGCUCAGAAAGAGAAGACGUAGAGAUACAAAGAAAACAUGUGCAGGAGACGAAGGAGCAAAUAGCCAAACAAUGGGCAGAAUAUUUGCUAAGAAAACAGCAACUAACUACACAGAUUGAUGAAUUUAAAAAAAUUUGUGAACUUGCAACAAAGGAGACUUUUAAAAAGAAGGAAGAAUUGGAAAAAUUAAGAAAUAGAAUGACAAAAAUUAAACAAACAGUCAGCAUCAGCACAGUGGUUCUUAGUGAUCACAAUUUAGAGAUAGCACAGCUACAAUCAUCAAUAAAGGAGUGGGAAGAAAAGGUGGAUGAAGUAACAAAUGCUUGCAAGAUUCUAGAGAAUAAAAUGGCUUUUUUUACAACUCACAAGGAAAAACUGAAUGAUUCAUCAAAAUAUGAAAAAAAUGAGCAAUUGUAUAAAAUAAAACAGCUGGCUGAAAAACUGCACAAAGUUAAUUUAGAGAACAAAGAGCUACAAGAGAAAAUGCAUGCUAUUUUACAACAAUACAGAAUUGUGUUAACUGAAGAAGAUCAAGUUUUUCUGCAGAAACGGAAGCUCCACGAUGAGUAUGUUUCUACCCAUGAUUCCUUUGUGAAUCAACAUGCCAUAGUUACGGGAAACCAGAGACAACUGGCAUUUAUGGCACAAAAAGAAAACUUCCUUGCACAAAGACAAGUAGACAUCAAAAAUAUGGAAGAAGGACUUGUUACUCUUGAGGAUCUUCAUAAAGCAAUGAAAGAAGUAUAUCGAAAGCAAAUAGAAAUUCUGAGUGAUAACCUGGAAAGAGAAAAUCAGAGAUGUAUCAUAACUCAGUGGAAACUAGCUUGUUUGAGAAAACAGCAUGCACGAUGGCUAGCCAAGAAAAUGGUCGAAAUACAAACAAUUGCAGAUAAAAUUGAGCAUGCGGAACAGAGACGGAAUGAACUGCUGGAAGAGACCAAACUUCGAGAGAUGGAGAUCGAUGAAUUUGUGAUACAGAUAGAAAAAGUCACAUCACAAUUAAAAGAAGAAGAAGCAGAAUUUAUAAUCAGAGAAAAAAACUUAAUUCAUGAGUUAAGCAUCUAUGAGGAUUUAAUUGUUAAAGAAACAAAAAUUAGCAAAGAAACGGAAGAGGAGCUCAUGGAUACUCUUCCACACCUUCACCUGGCUGAAGAGGAAUACACAAUAAAAAACAGAAGGCUGCAAGAGCUCUGUAGUUCUCUUACAGCGCAAAAACAGGAGGAGACUUUGCUGAACAACUACAUUUCGCAUGUCACAUGGGACUUUUCAAGAUAUGUUGAAAACAUGGAGAGAGUGAAGGAAGAAUUAAAACAAGCGCGAGAUCAAGAAAGCCAGAAGGUCAAAGAACAUUUUGAAAUUCUAAAGAACUUAGAAAAUGAAGUCUACUUACAUGACCAAAAAGCAGACCUUUUGCUUCUGGAAAAUAAAAGAUUAAAAGAAUAUAUUUCAUACUUGAGGAACAACACAGAGGAAUACAGAGCAGGACAAGACUUCCUUAGACACAAUUCGAGUGACCUGUCCUGGAAACUGAUAGCUCAACACGCACAAUAUAAAUAUCUGUGGACAGAAUUUCAGGCCACAGUUAAGGACAUGGUGCACGAUGGGGAAAAUACAUUGCAUGAAAUAAAAAAUCUAACAGAAAAGCUGUUCACUAGGGAUGAAAAAAUUGAGUGCAUCAGUUCCUGGCUACAAGGGAAUCUUGAAGACCUGCGUAGGCUUACAAAACAGGAAUCACCGACAGAUCUUCCAAAGAAGAAAAGCAAGCAGACCAAAAAGAGUCCAUUUCUUACAAAGAAAUGUAUUAAAAAAGAAUAACAAAAUAACUCAAAGAUAUAAUUGCUGUGAAUUCAAAAGGCAUAAACAAAACUCAAGAAAAAUUAGCACACUUAUUUUCAUAUUUUGCACUUAUUAACAGAAGUCUUCAACAUGUGAGCUUUAAUUGAUUUGUCCAACCCUAUCAAGUAGCAAAAAAGUAAAUAUAGCCUUCUAAACAAUACAGUGGAUAAACAUGGUCAGACUAGGGAGCAAUAAUCUAAACACGUCUACCCCCGAACUAAACACAGAACCUAGUCUACAAAUUAAGCUCUAUUUUUGCAACACCACCCAAAUACUAUAUUGGUGAAAAUAAAUAGUUUAUCAAAAUCAAAAUACUUUAUUUCCAUGUUUGCUAUCAGACUUCACAAGUAUGUCUGUAAUUCACUACAGGUGAAAAAACAAAUUGUAAAGCUGCACAAUACCCGCUGCUAGGGACUUCAGAUUCCAUGUCUGAAGUGAAGUUUGCUUGAUGAAACAAAAACAAGCCAUUACUAGGUACACAAAAGCAUGACAGGGCUCACUUCCUCAUAGGCCUGGAGUGUGACGGAUAAUAUUCUACUAACGGACAGAGUAUCGCGACAUUUCCUGUUUCCCAAGCCUAACCAUAAGG